AUGGAAUAUAUGCCCGGGGGUGACCUUUAUUACUGGCUGGAGUACUACGACACCUUCACAGAAGAACAGGCUCGGUUCUACCUUGCAGAGAUUGUACUAGCUCUGGAAGCACUUCAUGACCUCGGCUAUAUCCAUCGUGAUCUCAAACCGGACAACAUGCUGUUGGACGCCCAAGGUCACCUCAAGCUUGCCGAUUUCGGCUCCUGUGUCCGACUUGACUCUCAGGGUCGCUACUUCUGCUCCUCACCCAUCGGUACUCCUGACUAUAUCAGCCCUGAGAUGCUCAACUGUCAGUCCAAAGCGGGUUAUAUUGGACCAGCUUGUGAUUGGUGGGCUCUUGGUGUGAUUGCCUUCGAGAUGCUCUUCGGUGAGACCGCCUUUUACGGGCAGUCUCUGGUGGAGACAUACUCACGCAUCCUCGGCUACGAAAAGUCCCUCAAGAUUCCCACCGACACUGAGAUUACGGCGAAUUUCGAGAGUCUCAUUCGGGACUUCCUUCGAGGAGCAGACGAUCGAUUAGGCUCUAAUGGGGGCGCUAAUGAGGUGAAGCAACACCCCUUUUUUGAAAGCAUUGAUUGGCUGAAUUUGCACUCGAUCGCACCACCUAUCAAACCAGUUGUCACCUCCGAUGUGGAUACAUCAAACAUCAAUUUCGAUGAGUCGGAGAUUCUCGGUGCGGAUGCGAAAUUUUGUGGCGACUCGUCGAACUCCUCGAGCGGUUCACCAGCAAACUUGCCACGCACUCCCGGCGCCUUUGCAGCAAAAAAAUCGGUUGGACCGCCAGCCUACUUUACUGGGGAUAAUUUAGCGUUCGCUGGCUUCACGUUUAACCGCGAAGAGAGGCAGAGACUCGAAUCCUCGACCAAGGUUGCCAUGGUCGCCAAUGGGGAUGCGAAUACUGCCGAGAUGAAGGCUUCACUCGCGGAGGUUCGUGCUCAGCUCAGUACGGCCGAGAAACAGGCAGCUAUGGACAAGAUUGCCGUGAAUGAAGCACAAAGACGUCUAGAUGAUACGAAAGCUGAGUUGCAGACUGCGAGGGCCGAACUUGAGCGAAUGGGUGAAGAGACAAGAACGCAAGUUAGUGUCAUCCAGUCCGAACGUGACACUCUCUGUGAGCGAGCGAAUCGUCUUCAGACGGAACUGAUGAGCGCUGCGGAGGAAUUGGAGUUGGAGAGAAAAGCUCUAGCUGCAGUGAAGGAGGAGCUGACUUCCGUGAAAGCGAUCCCUUCUCUGUCAGUUGGGAAUGAAAUGAAGCAGCGCAGUUCACCCAACGAGAACACCUCCCUACAGGCGGAUUUGGAGGAGGCGCGACAGCAGGCGUGUAGAGCUGAAGCAGAGUUGGUUAACACACGACGACUACAUGCCCAAGAGAUGGGGGAGCUGUUGGAUCAGCUACAGGCAGCCAAGACCUUUUCUCAGCUCUACAAGUCCAAAUUGGCGGAGGCCGAGGCUGAAAUGGAGUCACUCCGCUCACACCUCACUUCUGUUCAGGCCUCAUGCAAAGAGUUAAAAGAGUGUAAUUUUAGUCUCGAGUCAAAACUUGCUAUGAGCGAAGUGGAUUUGGAUGGAUUAAAAAAGAGCUACGAUACCGAUUUGAAGGAGGCUACUACACAGGUCACCCGAUUGAAGGAGCGUGUCAGCAUCCAGGCGAGCGAGAUUAGCACAGUGACUGAGCAGAGGGAAGAUCUGAGGCAGCGGUGCAUGGCCUUAGAGGAUAGUGUCUCCAAUUUAACUGAUCAGCUGCAGAUUUUGCGCAAGGAGAAUAACAUCCAGCACAUCAAACUUGAACAAACUGUCACCAAGUUGUAUGAAGUCGCAGCACAGGCAUCAAAAAGAAAUAGCAGACCUACAGUCGACCUUAAAUCGCCUAAAAACGGCAACGAGGAGAAGGCGAAGGCGAUGGCAGAGCUGACGGAGUCGAAUCGAAUGCUUGAGCAGGAAUUGGAGAGAAUGGACGCCCAGAUGAACACACUGUACGAGUGCUAUGUUACCAAAUCUGGCACUGGUGGAGAUUUGUCCAGCAGUUCGUCUCUAACGGGCAUGGUAGCGGAGCCGUCUUCACUAUCUGCAGUCGGUGAGAUCAGUCACUCGAGUGAGGACCUGUCAAAUGAUGACGAAGGCCAAUUAAUCACCCAACAGGUCCUGCCUCCAGCUAUCGAAGGUGUCUGCGAUUUUCCCGAGAAGAUUAAAGGCAAAAAGAGGCUAGCGUGGAUUCCCAGAUUCGUGGUCAUUUGCCCUUUUUCGGUGUCAUUCUUCACUUCCAAACCCCAACGUGGUUCGGUGCCAUGCGAAGAAAUUCAAAUUCAGAAGAUAUUUUCCGUGCGGCCAGGAACCGUGCUUGAUCUUACCUAUGCCACAGAAGACGACGCCUCUCGCCUAAUUUGCAUAAUCUCAGACAAGAUAACUUCAGAUUUCAACACAAAUGAUCCCGAUCUAAUGAGCAUAGCUAGUACAAGUUCGGUCUCGGGAGGCAGCGGCAACGCCACUGGCAACAUCUCCUGGCAAGGUCAUUCAUUCCAACCAAUAACCUUCCGUAUAACGAACACCAUCUGCGAGGUCUGCCGACGCCCAUGUUCAGACCUCCGUUCCCCUCCACCGGCGCUUGAGUGCAUCCGCUGUAGAAUGCGCAUCCAUCGAAACCACGUGGAGAAUCAUGAGAAGUUUGUUGUCUGUCCAAACACUGUGAAACAGUGGAUCAUUCGAGCACCUUCUCCAGCCGAUCGUAACGCCUGGAUCUCGUGCAUUAACCAGCUCAAGAAAGAGGCCGGUCCGUUGAUAUGCUCAGAGUCUCUACAUUCACCCGGAUGCCUCAGCAGAAGCAGCCAACCCGGCGCACCACUAUUGGGAGCUAACACGACUCGCUACAGGAGUAUGCGCAAUUGCGGGGGACGCAGUUUGAAAGAUGCAGUUUUAAAAAGGUCAUUCAUGGUUACCUUUCCUCGACACAACAGCAGCUCUGGUGUGACUGGAAGUGUUGCCACGAGGGCCAUCCUUCAGUCACCGCCUGCCUCAGCCUCACAACACUCACCUGCAAAUUUUGACGGCCAGCAUGAUUUGUAA
Messenger RNA from Echinococcus granulosus, 3060 nucleotides. RefSeq names its product Rho-associated protein kinase 2. The transcript is spliced from 3 exons. NCBI's taxonomy places the organism in Eukaryota, Metazoa, Platyhelminthes, Cestoda, Cyclophyllidea, Taeniidae. The coding region runs from base 1 to 3060 and encodes 1019 amino acids. The record is from RefSeq and is a predicted model, not a curated record. Gene Ontology annotation, molecular function: ATP binding; protein serine/threonine kinase activity. Gene Ontology annotation, biological process: actomyosin structure organization; peptidyl-threonine phosphorylation. Gene Ontology annotation, cellular component: cytoskeleton; cytoplasm.